Candidula unifasciata is the source of this 1050-nucleotide messenger RNA. The record is from the annotation of a GenBank genome assembly. Lineage: Eukaryota; Metazoa; Mollusca; Gastropoda; Stylommatophora; Geomitridae.
AUGUGUGAUUGCAUCAUUAACAUUUUUCUGUUGCAGAAAGUUCGUUAUUUUCGAGACACUAAUAAUGCGUUGGAGUGGGUUCUGUAUAUAACAUCCCUAAUGUUUGUUGUUCCGUUUCUGUUCAACGUGUCUCUGCACUGGCAGUGGGAGGCAGGAGCUAUCGCCGUGUUCCUCUCCUGGUUCGACUGUCUGGUUUUUCUCCAAAGGUUUGACUUUUUUGGCAUAUACGUUGUGAUGUUUCUGGAGAUAUUGCAAACAUUGCUACAAGUGCUGAGUGUAUUCUCAAUUCUCAUAAUUGCCUUUGGUCUGUCCUUCUACAUAUUGAUGUUUAAAGAGGAAUCCAAAGCCUACUCCACGCCUGCCCUGUCCCUGCUCCGCACAUUCAUGAUGAUGUUAGAGGUUGACUACAUGGGCUCGUUCAACGAACUCUACGUGGAUGGCAAGACUGAGUCCCUGCACUUCGGUAACCUGACACUGGUGUUCCUGGUGGUCUUUGUGCUUCUUAUGCCCAUUCUGCUCAUGAACCUACUGAUUGGUCUGGCUGUUGGCGAUAUUGAAUCUGUGCAGAGAGACGCUAGGCUGAAGCGGCUUGCAAUGCAGGUGGAACUGCACAUGAAUAUGGAAAGGAAAAUGCCAGAUUUUCUCAGGAAGCGCGUUCAUCUCACAAAAUAUGAUUUCUUCCCUAACAGAUGCACGACACUUCUCAACAGUAUGUUUUCAAUGUUUACAAAGACAGAGAUGGACAGUGAGAUGCAACAGUCUUCAGACAGUCAAACUUCAGUUAUUUGUCAGGAAAUGUGCAAGCAGAAAGUUCGAAUGCGGGAAAUGAACACGAUGAUCGAGAAGAAUCACCACCUGCUGCGGAAGAUCAUGGAGAAGAUGGAAAUACACACCGAGGAAGACGCUUGGGAUGAAGGUGGUGAUCUAAACAGUGAAGACAGCGACAACGAGUUCAGAAGUGCUUCACAACAGCCUCACACAGGAAGUACUAUGCGAGACUUGUUCCUUAAGAAAUCAGCUGUGGAUCUUUGGAAGGGGCCGAAAAAGUAG